UAAUUCUAUAGCCUUCCGUUAUACACAAUGUUCGGAACAGCGUUUUGUGUAAGCAUUUUUUUGGCUUCAGUGACGAUAGCUCGAGGCGAUUGCAGCUGUAAGAAGAACAUACAUUAUUACAACAUUUGCAUGAAGUCUGCAGAAAACAACAGAAAUGGCUGUGGACUUCAUCUCAGCGAAUAUGAGACGUGCAUCAAGAAAGAGUUUACCUCUCUGAAGUCUAAAGUGCAGUUGCUAGAGCGUGCAAUAAGCGGAAUAAGUACAGAGAGAAAGGUUGAUACCAUCUCAUUUAUGGCAAGUCCUGCAACUAACAUCAAACCUGUAUCAGGUGCAACUCUCAUUUUCGGCAACGUUCUCACCAAUAAAGGAGGAGCUUAUAACGGCAGAACAGGUGUGUUUACCGCCCCAGUAUCUGGUUCAUACUUCUUCAUGUGCACCAUCGGACUUCCAGCACCUUCUUCCGCUAACGAUUAUCUGAGAAUACAUAUUAUGAAGAACGGCAAGAUUUCUUCGUAUUUGUUCAUCGGCGCGGAAGGGAUGUGGAUCAAGAGAUCAGAAAACACUCUGCUGCAGCUCCAGAAAGGCGACAAGGUUUAUCUAAAAAUCAGAACUAAUGGGGGUGGUCAAUUUCCAUAUAUUGCUGGGUCAAGUACCUAUCCAGGUGCUGUUUAUCAUUCGCAUUUCUCGGGAUUUUUGAUAUAAAUUAAAAUAUUUUGUCUGUUAAUGAAUAAAUUUCUUUCAACAAUGAAUGACCUUAUUUGUUCGCCAUCUCUUUGCUCUGGAUUUGUUCUGAUAAUUUUUUUUAUUUAUCAUCUUGUAACGGAGCAUUAUUCUCGAUAUUUAUUUUGUCUUCUUUGGGGGAAAUCAGACUUUGAGUUAUUUAGCUUUGCAGGUACUUUGAUGUAGAAUUUAUUAGCUGAUUUCCCCCAGAAUAUUCUGAUGAAGAUUUCUUUCGUCAUUUGGUAUUCGUAAUAAAUGACAAUUUUCAAUCUCAA
Molecule: messenger RNA, 995 nt
Organism: Ostrea edulis (European flat oyster)
Lineage: Eukaryota; Metazoa; Mollusca; Bivalvia; Ostreida; Ostreidae
Product: cerebellin-1-like
Exons: 2
Coding region: 28-702 (224 amino acids)
Molecular function (GO): protein binding
Source: RefSeq, a predicted model, not a curated record